Symbiodinium sp. CCMP2592 is the source of this 4029-nucleotide messenger RNA. Lineage: Eukaryota; Dinophyceae; Suessiales; Symbiodiniaceae. The record is from the annotation of a GenBank genome assembly.
AUGCAACUCGAGCAGCCCAAGAUCAGUGCCAAGCGGGCCGCAGUCAAGGCCGUCAAAGAUUUGAGCCUCCUGCAGAAGGAGAAGCCCAAGCAAAAGAAGAGUGCUGGCAAACAGCUCGAUUCGACACUCAAUUGGAUGCGGGACUGGUCAACUGGCCUUGUCGUGGGGCAGCAGAAGGACUCGGACUUUGGCGCUUCCGCGAUGGCGGGGAUUGUCGAGGACCUCACCGUCGCCGCGCCGCCCACGACCAUUCUGGACACUCGAGAGGAGCUCCCUACAGGCACACCGGAAACUUUUCUGGCAUACAUCCAGCGAGACAUCAACUGCCUGUCUGAGGACACGAUAAACGUCCGCCUGCAAUCGCUUCAGAAGUUGGAGCGGAUCCUGGUGCGGCAGGGUGACAUCCUAGCAACAGACGUCGUGGACGCUGUCUUCGACGCGAUGCUCAAGCCGCUUCUGAAGCGGCUGAAGGACAAGAGCGAGAAGUGUCGCGAGCUGGCCGUGAAGAUUCUCCGCAGUCUGGUGGAGAAUACCUCGGACCUCGCCGCCGCACUGCCCUACGUUUUUCCGACGCUGGUGUCCCGCCUGGGCUGCGAGGACUUAGACGGUGUUGCGCACCUACCGGAGAUCAUGCGGCCGGACCCGGAGCAGAAACCGACGGAGAUCGCUCGGCCGGUGGAGGACAGCGAGGAGGUCCGCUUGGAGCUGGGCCACUUCGUCGCCUCGCUCCUCCAGCGGUGCAGCCCGAUCCAGAUCUACUCCUACAUUGAUGAGGCGACAGGUCUCAUCCGCGCCCAAGCGAUGGAUCCUUUCCAUGGAGUCAAGGCCCUGGCUUGCGACACCAUGGUGACCUUCUGCUACAACAACAGAGAGAUGUUGCUGCACUUUGCGCUGCCGCUGGCCCGCGCACUGACGUCCUGCCUCACGCACAACCAUGCCAAGCUGCGGAUCGCUGGCUUGCGCGCGAUCACCGCUUGCCUCUUCUGUGGGGUGUGGAAGCACAACUUCGAGAUUUUCGAGGUGCUCAUGGCAUGGCAGGACCCAAACAAGGUUCCGAUAAAGGCGUUCUACGAGGGCGUAACGAAUGUCAACUACAUGUCCACCUUGAGUUUCGAUCGCCACCCGGCAGUGCGCCGGUUUUGGUUCGAAACACUGGCAUACUGGAUGAUACGAUGUGUGGACAAGGUGGACCUGGAGCCGUACAUAGCUCCCUACCUGCUGACGGGCUUGUGCGACGAGAAUGAGGAGAUCGCCUUGGAGGUCUUCUGGCUCAUCGAGCGCAUCGGUGAGGCCUACGAGGAGGAGCACGAGGAGGACCUGCGGAAAACGAAGCAAUACGGUUUUGAUUAUACCUGGACCUACAGCGGGCGUGCGUUUGUGCCGUUUCCGCUCCAGGGCAUCUGGGGCGGCGGCUCCUCCGUUCCGCGGCACAUCAGGCGCACCGGCGCCCAAGGACCCGAUUUUCUCGGCCACCGCCCGCUACCCGAGCAUCAGCAUCGGGAGCAGUUGGCAAGCGAGGUCGAGGAUCUUGACGAGGAGGCCACGGACUCGCAGGACCGCCGGGCCUUGGGGACGCGGGCGGAGCUCCCGAGCCGUGACAGUUGCUGGCCAGAGUUUCGGGAUCUGGCUGUUUACCGCCGGCUGCCGCGGCCACGGCUGGGCUCGCGAUCCUGGGUGCGAACCCACAGCCGGCGCUUCAUCAAGGCCACCUUCAAUGACGUCGUCGAUUUUCGUGACUGCACGUCCUUGAAUGCUGGCCGCCUGCUGUGUAUGUCCCUAGCCUACACCGAAGAAGGGGUCACCGAGUGGCUGCAGCCCAUGAUGGCGGCGCUGGUCAAGUUCUACUCUGGCCGAGCCUGGGCAGCUGCGGAUGCGAGGGCCAUGCAGACCUACAGCACCGUCUGCAAGCUGCUCGGGGCUUUCCUGGAGCCAACUUCGCUCUGGACGCAGCUGAGGGGAGCCCUGGACGCAGACUCCACCAUGGACCUGGAUCAGCGUGUCGCCAGUGUCCGGAUACUGGCCAUGGCCCUGGAGGGGCACGUCGAGGUAUUGGAGAGCAUCCAGCCGCCGGACCCAUCCCUGGGACUUGGUCAGUUGGAGCCAAUCCUGCCGGAGCUCAUCGAUGCCAUGCACGGGUCGGAUCUGCUUCUGUCGCCCACGCCGGAGUCGCGCGAGGCCAUGUGGAUGGUCCUGUCGGCCUUCCUGGAGCCCCUCCGGCCCUUCCUGACGGAGUCGCAAGUCUCCCAGCUGCUGUUCAUCUCCCUCGCGUUGGCUUCGAAGGCUCCUGUGGAAGAGCUGCCUGAGACCGUCAAAGCGAAGAAGGCCUCGGCGACUGUGAGCCAGGUAGCAGACAACGAGGAGAUCUUGGACGCCCAGAAGCUGGACAGGGCCCUGGCAGCCCUGAGCAGUGGAUUGGCAGAGGUGCCCAAGUCAAGCCUGGACUCCUUGGACGACUUGGACGACGACCUUCAGCCGGAGUCGGAGGUGCCGCCGCUGCAGCGGCUCUUUGACCGCGCCUUUGGCCAUGUCAUGGACCGAGUGGAGGAUUCCUUCCAGGUCUUCCGAAGCGUGCUGCACCUGAGCCCGACUGAGGUGCUGCUGCAGGUGGCCAACCAGGAGCAGAUCCUGUCACAUCUGGCUGAUUUUGCAGGCGCCGCCGCAGCGCUCGAGACGCGGGCCUCUUCCCAGGCUCUGGGUGUGCGUCUCGCCUUGCGUGCUGCUGAGACUCCCGGCGGACGCAGCUUCGCUGGAAAGAUCUUGGAACUCCUCGGCACAGCGCUGGUGCAGGCGUCACAGGGCCCGAGCUACCGUGCGCUUUCCGUGCCCGUGGCCCUUGCGGGCUGCGCAGCCUACCGGCGCUUCUUCUUGCGGCGAGGGGCAGACGUCGCUUUGGCUCUGCCGACCGCGUCGCAAGGCGCCAGCUCCUCCAGCCUGCUGCACUGGAUGCAGUCGACUUUUGCAGACCAGGAGCUCUACAAGCGUCUGCACCUCGCCAUGGAGCACGCCGAGAAGGUGAUGACGGGCACCGGCCAGGAAGACUGGGUGCUCGAGAAGGCCAGGAAUAUCCGGCUGGAGUCGGAGCGGCAAGCAGCUGUUCUACGAGGAGCUGCGGCAUCCACCGCCCUCCUGGCGCUGCGGCAGGGGCUCCUAGUCCAGAAGCGGCCGCCUUGGUCAGCAGAAGCAGGCCGCUCGCUGUUUCUGGCUGUGGCGUCCACACUUGGGGUGGCUUCUUCCACGCUUGAGCCCCCCUUCGUGCGGCCCACGCCCCCGGCGCUGCUCCUCUACACCGCGGAGCUCCUCCACUUGCUCCUGCACCUGCCGGCUGACGAGGAAGCGGAUGCCAGUGCGGAGAUGGCUUCCAGCCCUUUCCAGCUGCUCGAUGACGCAGCGCGCGCCAUCCACGCUCUCCCAGUGCCCAAGACGCAACCGCGCCUCCCACUGGGGCUGCGGAUCAGCAGAGAGGAGGAGGAGCAGCUGGUCUCGAACUACAUCGGGGCCUUGCUGGAGUUGAACCUCACGCUGCCACCUGAUCCCAAGGCGAAGUCAGCGCCGGCCACCCUCGAGGAGUCUGGGAAGGAUCUGGCACUAGGUUGGGACGAGGCGCUCCUGUCGCCAGGUGACGAGCCAAAGACCUCAGCCGCCACAGAGGUGUCAAGGGUACUGGCGCAGAGCUCUGAGUGCCAGCGAUGGAACGCCGCCUACGCUCUCUACGUUUUGGGCGUGGACCUGGGCGCAAUCUUCAAGGAGUCCUUCGAAACCUGUGUCGCGCGUUGGCGCAAGCGGAAGGAGCAGGGCAAGGUUCUGCUUGCCCAGGACGUGCUCCAGCGAUCGCAGAAGCAAAACAUCGCAUUCAUGCUUGCCGAGUCUACGAUUUCGAAGGAGGUCGAGCAGAAAGCGAAGAUGAUCCUGGAGCGCUAUUCGACAAAAAACCUCAUCGAGCUGAAAGCCCAGUUGGUCCUGAAGCGCUUCAGCACCGAAAAACUGGUGGAACUGAAGGCCCAGCUGGCCCGACAGCGUGCCUCUCGAUGA